This is a messenger RNA of Phytophthora nicotianae INRA-310, 252 nucleotides long. RefSeq lists its product as hypothetical. The transcript has a single exon. Bases 1 to 252 code for a protein of 83 amino acids. The record is from RefSeq and is a predicted model, not a curated record. Gene Ontology annotation, molecular function: zinc ion binding. NCBI's taxonomy places the organism in Eukaryota, Oomycota, Peronosporomycetes, Peronosporales, Peronosporaceae.
AUGGAAACGGAAGGCAUGCCUGCCAGUGGGUGGAGAGUAAACGUCCGUGCGCUCACAUGUCCGUGUCGGUUCCACAUGAAAUUCGGUAUCUGCACGCACGUACUGUCUGCAUUGAAUGCGAGAGGCCACAUCGACCUUUCCGGACGUGAGCGUCUCGUGUACCGAGGUCCGAACAAGAAGCGAACGAUUUCUUCAGGCCGCCAAGGUCCUGGACGCCCAACCUCUAACGGGCACGCGCUGCAUAUCAACUAA